Molecule: messenger RNA, 690 nt
Organism: Penicillium argentinense
Lineage: Eukaryota; Fungi; Ascomycota; Eurotiomycetes; Eurotiales; Aspergillaceae
Exons: 1
Coding region: 1-690 (229 amino acids)
Source: RefSeq, a predicted model, not a curated record
AUGUAUCACUCAAAAUCCAGAUCAACAAAAACCCUCUCCCCUCUCGACGGCAUCAAGUCUACCUCCAGUUCCAAACCCAAACCUAGCCAACCAGUCCACUACAAAAUCAACCCCACCUUCUGGAAACGCAACUACGAAAUCAGCGGCACACACCCUAUCUUCGUCGAGAACUCCACGAUGACACCGGGCAAACCCGACCUCACCUUCCACGCCGGGGACAGCCACGGCCCUGUGCUGGGCGUCGCCCGCUACCGGCACUUCUCGUCCGACAUUGAGAUCGGCCUAAGCGACCACCCGAGCUCGAAUCCGGGGCCGAGCAUGCGUUGGCAAUCCCUGCACCGCGACGGGCUAUCCCAAUCCCGAUAUCGAUUCACGACCGACAUGGGGAACGGCCGACUCGAGAGCUUCACGUGGCGCGCGACCCACCCGAUAUCUCUCACGAGAGAUGGCAGCAUGGAGCUCCUGCACGAUAGCACGCACACAGUGGCCGCGACCUUUUCGUCCAAGUAUAGCAUGCGCCAUACCGAGCAGAGCCUGAAGGUAUAUCCGGGGCUGGGCGGGGAUAUUCCCCUGCUGGCGCUGGUGACGGCGUUGACGCUGUACGAGAAGAUGCGGCGACGGAAGGCCGCAACGUCGGCGGCCACGGGCGCAGGUGUGGGUGCGGGUGCGGGUGCGGGUGCGGGUGCUUGA